This is a messenger RNA of Alternaria viburni, 2193 nucleotides long. RefSeq lists its product as uncharacterized. Gene Ontology annotation, molecular function: histone binding; protein heterodimerization activity. The coding region runs from base 1 to 2193 and encodes 730 amino acids. Gene Ontology annotation, cellular component: nucleus. The transcript has a single exon. Lineage: Eukaryota; Fungi; Ascomycota; Dothideomycetes; Pleosporales; Pleosporaceae. The record is from RefSeq and is a predicted model, not a curated record.
AUGGAACCGCCGGCAAAGCGCAUGCGCAUACUGCACUCAGUCGAGGUCGACGAAGACAAUGCCGAAUACAUCAAGGCCAAGCAGAAACAACAACAGAAGCUCAAAAGCCGAUUUGAGUCUAUAUUUGAGAAGUUUGGAAAUAUGAAUCCAUCCCAAAGCGACGAAAUCGACUUCAACACAAACCGGGUGGUUGUGGAUAGAGGCCAUCUGCGAAGAAUAAAGCGUCAAAGCAAUGGCAAAGAGAAGACAUUACUGGAAUCAAUUGUUAUGGGAUCUGGGAGCCAUUCGGAGGACGAUGAAGAUGAUGACGAGGAGAAGGGAGAGGGGGAAGAUUCGGAGGACGAACUGGCACCCCCGCAGCUGGUCAAGCCAAAGGCUGCUGGACCGCCUGAGCAAGACAUAAACAAACAACAGACCGCAGCCACCGAGGCCAAUGCGCCACAGCCCGCAAUACCUCAGCACGACUUGCCAGCAACAUCUAUACCGCAAUCCGGCGUUCCGCAAACGCCCAAUCCUUCGAACCCCACCGCAGACCUCCUACGACAUCUUCAGUUUCCACAAACACCUGCGGGACAGCAAGCACAAAGCGCUUUCCACGCAAGUCUACUGCAAACGAUUCACCAAGCUGUCAACCAAGCCGUAGCUGGCCUUGUACUGCCAAACGCCUCGAUACCCUUCGCAAACGCUGCCCCUCCGCCGAUCACUCCAAUAACAACAGAUGACAAGGUAGCGCCUGCGACGGACCCGAAAUGGUUCUUUCCACCUCUGUCUGCACAACCGCGCCAAUGUCCAGUCGCCCAGUCGAGCCCUCUCCCAAGUUAUACAACAGCACCGAUAGCGAGCGAGAUAGGCCAGUUUGCAGACAACAUCUCAAUAAAAUUUGCUAUUGGAGGAUCUGCCGCCUCAAUCCGUACAAGACCAGAUGAAAGCUCACCAACGAGACCCCGUCGAACCAGUCCGCGUGUUGAGAUCCAGAGGCGCAUUUCCAAGACAGCGAGGAAAUAUCACUUUACUCACGAAGAUGACGUGUACAUAAGCAAGCGCAAGAGAAUAGACGGUGUAUCAUGGGCGGUCAUCAAAGACGGCCAACAAAAGUGGAAGGAGUGGCCAAUGGCUGCACUUCACAAUCGCUGGAAUUUGAUCAAGAAUCAGAAUCUUCACCUGCAAGAGCCUGCUGUAGCUCCUAAGGGUGGUAGCGUUGUUGGGGAGGAUCAGGUCUCCAAGGAACACCAUCCCGCCGUGUCGAAGCCGCCGCACCAUCUGCCGACACCGGGUUCUUCCGAGCAUGAAGACUAUCACCGGAGCCUUGUCCAGUCGACAGAAGGUGACAUUCCGGAUUUGCAAUCGUCGAGCACUCAUUUUGAUGACGAUGACCGUGAUCUAUUAUCCCUUGCUGGCGAUGAUUAUGACGAGGAGCAACUCCCGAUGAAUGACGACGACAACGAUACCCUUGUAGAUGUAUCCGGAGAUGUGGUACUGCCGUCCAUCGAGACGAGAGAUUUGAUCGAUGAAGACACACUACAGAGCGACUUGCUUGCAGACUUACCAACGCAAGACGAUAUCGCAACACCAGUCCGGGAAUCCUCCUGCAUAGCAAUAAAAGCCGAGCCUGCCUUCUCUUCGCCAACCACACUCCGAGUACGAAAGCAUGCAACGCCACUCGCCGAAGUAAUACCCGAUUCGCAACAGACCGAAGAUGACUUGCAGACUGAUCUUGUCCUGCCGUCUCCUCAGAACAUCGAAAACACAUCCUCGGGAAUUGCGAAGCCCGAUGUAGUCCAACAAUUGAAGGAGCAAAACGCGCAUGUCGCCUCCCACCGGAAAAGCCCAUCCCUCGACCUCAUCGGCACCUCCACCGAAGACGAACUCCUCCCCUCCCCACCCAACCCAACAACUCCAUGCCUAAACCGUAUCCAUGAACCAGCCACCCCGCAAACCGCUAUCCCCUUCACCACCUACCAAACACCCAAGAUCCGCAAUGCCGACGGCAGCAGUGACAAAGACAGCAAAUCCACAUCGAAAGCCGACAGAAAGGCUUUUCACAAACGGAUUAAGAGGGAGUGGACGAGGAAAGGUACGCCGGCGAAGGAGAGUGCGGCGAAGAGAAGAAGCCUAGGGGGUUUGGAAGUGAGGAAACGGAGGUGGGUGGGUAUAGAUGGAGAGGGGAGUGAGGAUGAACUCGCUAAGUUUUGA